GCUCAGACCUCCUGCUAUUUUCCUCUCCUUUAGUCCCCUCCAGCCCGAAGCUCUAGGAACCCCACAGCCUUCUGCGCUUUUUGUUGAAGGUGCCAGGGGCUGGCUGGCCGGCCGGGCAGGGGGGAGAGCUGCGAAAUCAAAAAUGCAGCAGUUUAGGGGGUGCUGAAUCCACCUGUUUGUGUCCGGUCACUGUUAGCUGAUCGCUCAGGUGCUGCCGUGUGCUGCCGCAGGGAGUGAGUGCAGGUGGCAGCAGGGGCCAGACACAGAGGUGCGCGGGGCGGGGUGGCUGUGUGCGCGGGGAUGUGGGCGUCCGCGGAGACCCUCUGAACGCCUGCAUCAGAAAAGCCAGCUCCAAGGGGCUGGGGAUUUAGCUCAGCGGCACAGCGCGUGCCUGGCAAGCGUGAGGUCGUGAGUUCGAUUCCCGGUACUGGAAAAACCAAAAAACAAACAAACAACAAGAAAACAAAGAAAAGCCAGCUCCAAGGGGCUGUCGUGCAGGGCCCAGCGCAGUUUCCAGGGACAGCAGGUGGCGGUGGUGGUGGUGGGGAGCACGGAGUCCCCAGGGCCCAAGGCUCUGCUCUCUCCUCUGCCUUGCUGAGUCACAGGAGGUGACCCGCCUCAUUCCCUUUGGCCUGACCUACGAAGCCCCAAGUCGGGCUGGGUGAGGCUGGGUCUCACUGUGUCGACCAGGCUGGCCUGGAACUCGUGGUAACUCUCCUGCCUCAGCCUCCUGAGGGCUGAGAUUACAGCGUGGGCCACCUUGUGCUGCAGAAUCUGUAGUUUUUAUACUCAAGCUAAAUGCUGAGCUGCACUCGAAUUCACAUUCCCAGCAAGGUGUCGCCUGAGCACACACACGCUCCACACAGCGUUAGGGACGCGGCUCCUGCAGCCCGGCUUCCCCUUCCUCGAGUUCCGGUUCACUCUUUCCUGCAUCGCCUCUACCCGGCGCCCUGUCCAGCGGCUCCCCGUUCACACGCUGCGCAUCUGUGUGACGGCUCCGGCCGCAUCUCGCCCUUUUGCAGAGCUCCGAUGGCUCGGCCUGGGAGCCUUCGUCUGACCUCUGGGCGCCGUUCAGAGCGAGACUGGGGUCUUUUUUCUUUCCUCGCCUACCAGCUAGCUUUGCGAGGAACGUAAUUCUCCAUCUCCCCGUCCCUUUUGGCUCCGAACAUUUCUUGGGAAAUUCCGCAAAACUGACGCGGAGUCUGGGUGUCUCUUCUGCUCGCUUCCUGAGCAAGGCUUCGAGGACAUUUUGCCCCCGGCUUGUUGGGGUCCUUUCUCCCCAUGGCGACUGCCCGGGGGAAGCUGGGCGCUCCGCUCCGGGGGGCUGGGGCGGGGCUGGGCCCGCGAGAGCGCCCCGCCCUUUCCCGGCACACGGGGUUUCUCAGCCAGGUCCCCGAGCCCGGCAGCGCCGGCCCAGCCUGCCCCGGGGCCGCACGGGGUGUGCAGCAAGGGGUGCUGCAGCGGGGCUCCGGCCAGGCGGGAGGGAAACUGUCCCGCCAGUGAGAAGCGGAGCGACAGAAACCAGGCGAGCGCCCCGCGCACAGUCACGAGAAGCCCGUGUACACCUAGGUGUGCAGGUUGAUGCGUGUGGAUUUGCACCCUGAGGAGCGGCUGAAGCCAGCUGUCAGACCGCUCACUGCUUGUAUUUACUUAUCUGAGGUCGCAGAGAUGACCUUAACCUAGUGCUGUGGGACAGAGAAAGGGGCGAGACAGGCCCGGCCUGGGCGUGGGACGGCUACCAGCGCGUCUUGCAGAUGACACACAUGAAUGGCCCUUUGUCCAGGCUAUCUAUCAAACCACCGUGGAAGCUGGUCCAGAACCGCGUGCACCUGUACAGGCUCCUGCUGCUGAAGAUCGCCCUCUUCCGCGGCUGGGUGGUGGGGCUGUCCCAGGAGGCCCGGGGCCCCGGCUACACGCCCACCGACCAGCCCCCCGGGGACGCUGCCUGUGCCCUGGGCCGGACUCUGCGGGUGGGGCUGGCGCUGCUGCUCUGUGGACCCCGGCUGGCCGGGACGGCCGGGCUGGGCCUGUGUGUGGCCGCCUGGCGGGGCCUGCUCCGGUCCUGUCUGCACAGCCUGACGCUGGUGGCCUUGCUGUCAUUGCUGCUGGCCUGGAGGCUCUUCCGGAAAGCCCAGUGCUUCCUGGGCUGGCUGCCCCGCCAGGCCCUACUGGGGAGCCGCGUGGUGCUCAAGCUCCUGGUGCUCCCGAGACAUCUGUGCUGGCACCUGGCCUACCUCAUCACCUGGACCACCUGCCUGGCCUCCCACCUGCUGCAGGCGGCUUUUGAGCACACAACCCAGCUGGCCCAGGCUCAGGGGCCCUCAGCGUCCUUGUCCAGUUCCCUGCUCCCUGCCUUGUCCUCUGCCUUCGAGGGUCAGGUCCUCCUGCAGGAGCCUGGGAGUCCUGGACAAUAAAUGUUUCCCAUCAUCCUCUCCCGGA
Messenger RNA from Chinchilla lanigera (long-tailed chinchilla), 2439 nucleotides. It is a transcript of the gene Tmem270, whose product is annotated as Williams-Beuren syndrome chromosome region 28. NCBI's taxonomy places the organism in Eukaryota, Metazoa, Chordata, Mammalia, Rodentia, Chinchillidae. The coding region runs from base 1755 to 2414 and encodes 219 amino acids. The transcript is spliced from 6 exons. The record is from RefSeq and is a predicted model, not a curated record.